Lineus longissimus is the source of this 1901-nucleotide messenger RNA. Its product is annotated as G-protein coupled receptor 22-like. The transcript has a single exon. The record is from RefSeq and is a predicted model, not a curated record. Lineage: Eukaryota; Metazoa; Nemertea; Pilidiophora; Heteronemertea; Lineidae. Gene Ontology annotation, biological process: G protein-coupled receptor signaling pathway; cellular response to hormone stimulus. Bases 81 to 1550 code for a protein of 489 amino acids. Gene Ontology annotation, molecular function: peptide binding; G protein-coupled receptor activity. Gene Ontology annotation, cellular component: plasma membrane.
AUUCUUGGAGAGCGGUUAUUCUUGAGAAUAACCCAAACUUGAUUGAAGUAUUCUAGCAAUGGUCGGAAUAUCAGCGAGGAAUGGAAUCCGAUGGACAAAAUGUGAUGACGUACAACGAAUUCCCGAGUUAUUUCUCGGCGUCGCUCGGAGCCUUUUUGAUGAUAGAGAACAUCUUUGGCUUGACCUUUAACCUCAUGGUUCUGGUCGUCUAUCAUUUGAGCAGACGGUCAUUGACGUCAGUUGGCAACAUCAUCAUUACGAGUCUGAGCAUUUUGGAUCUUCUUGUUGGAUUGACCACCAUUCCUUUGACAUUCACAAUCAUGGUGACGUCUCGGAUGCAGAGCCGUCUGUUCUGCUACUUUCACGAAGCCUCGAUUUCGUUUGCGAGUUCGGCCAGCGCGAUUAAUCUCAUGAUGAUUAGUUUGGAUAGGUAUGACACUAUAAUAACACCACUGAAUAGGAAAUUAACAAUGAAUAAUGUGAAAUAUGUGUUGAUAUUCAUUUGGGUGAUUUCGCUUGUCGGAUUUUGUACGCCAUUUUUUGGCUAUGAGGCUUCCGGUACAAGGGAUGAAAGAUCAAUAACGGGUAAUUUGUCUGAACUGCCGUGCUUCGAAUGGUUCAACAUAUCACGCAAAAACAAAUACUUCUAUGAACUAUAUUACGUGAUUCUGUACAUAAUUUCGAACACGGUGAUGAUAUAUUGUUACUUUAGAAUAUUCCACGAAGCGAAAUCAAGACUCAGCUUUCGGACUGCGCUUGUAAAGGCAACAUUUCUUAACAUUCCCGGGGCUAGAACAGAAAAUUCUUCCGUGCAAGCCUCAAAAGCUCACGAGCGACGAAUGACAAAAAUGACAAUGAUGAUAGUUAGUACUUUUAUGAUAUGCUGGGGACCUCACGCCAUAUUAAGCGUUGUCAUGGUUAUUUUAGAUAGUACUUUGUUACUAGAACAGUUACAACUAUGGUUCUUAGCGCUGGCAUAUUUCUCCACCGUGUUGCAUCCGCUGCUGUACGCUUUCAUGCGGCAGAACUUCCGGCAAGUUUUGACUGAUCGGUGGAGAAGCCGGCGCUCGACGAUACGCGUUUCUCCUGUCACCGACGAAGUAAAACAAAUAUCAAUGAUUUCUCCGCUGAAUGCGACCAGGGAUGACAGUCACGCGAGUUAUCACCAUAAUGGACGCUCGGUGUCCGUCGUUGCCAAUAAUCACAAAGUGGAUACGCCACCAACGGUCAUAAGCACGACAUCUCGUGUCACUACCAUAUCCAAACAUCAGCGCAGUAUCAGCCAGAUUGUUGACCGUGAUAGCCAUUGCAACUUUGUUCCGUCGAACGGGAGUAUGGACUCUCUCAUCAGAAUUGGCGGGUACACUGGCUCAGGGAGCUUGGCGGCCUCCCUAGGCGAGAGCAUGACCGGACAGUAUGUUGUUAUCAACUCAGAGAAUAUAGACAACUUGCCGAGCAAUCUUCGUCCAUAUGUGAUAGAGGAAACGUCAUAUACAAAGACUGAAGACAGUCAGGAUGAAACUGGUAUGACAAGAGUCGAAAGUUCCUAGAAGUCUGAAGGAUUCUGCAAGCAGACGAUGCUGAUUAGUCAUAUAUAUUUACCCAGGAUCUUGGUAUAUUGUACAGCUUGCUGCAACGUUUUUGAGUGUUCCUAUUCCUCAGUAGAAAUAAAGGUUUUUGAGCCUCAUAUUUUUAAAAAUUUUACCUGUAGGUAUAUCCCCAUGUGCCAUCUGUCGCCGUAAAGUUAUUCGAGUUACGAUAUCGAACAAUAGAUGUCGCAACUCAUGUUAACUACACGUGUACCUGUACGUCGAUGUGCAAGCCAUAUUGUAAUUGAAUGAAAUCAGUGUACUAAGCAUUGUUUGUAGAAUUCUAUUGUUUGUAACCAAAUGAACGGCAGC